AUGGUUUAUUUUAAGGUGUCAGAAAAAAAGCAGUUAUUCAAUGCCUGGAAAGUACAAAGACAGAAGGAGGAAAGAGAUGAGAAACGCCUUGCUAUAAAGAAAGCAAAGGAAAAUUUGGAGAAGUGGCUACAGGAUCAUCCCAAAAUGAAACCUGGUUUGAAGUACAUGAGAGCACGAGAGAUAUUCAGUAAGGAACCCGUUUGGCAAGCAGUACAUGAGGAUGAUCGACAGGAUAUAUUUCGUGAAGCUUUGUCCUAUGUGACGAAGAGAGACGCUGAUUUGAAUCGUGAGACGAGGAAACGCAACAUUAAAGCUUUAGCGGAAAUUUUAGAAAGCAUGGAUCAAAUCACUUACAAAACCACUUGGGCUCAAGCUCAACGGCUGCUCAUAGAGAAUCCGCAAUUCGCGGAUGAUACCACAUUGCAAAGCAUGGAUAAAGAAGACGCCUUAAUCGUUUUUGAAGAGCAUAUUCGUCAAGCAGAGAAGGAGCAUGCUGAGAUUAAAGAGGCAGAGGUAAGUUUCUAGCG
Strongylus vulgaris is the source of this 527-nucleotide messenger RNA. The record is from the annotation of a GenBank genome assembly. NCBI's taxonomy places the organism in Eukaryota, Metazoa, Nematoda, Chromadorea, Rhabditida, Strongylidae.